UUCCGCCAUGAAGGUUGUGUGCAGCAUCGCCGUGCUAUGGAUUUACUCGAUAACUAUGUGGCACUCAGCUGGCCGCGUUUAUGCAGGGAAUUGCCUGAAGCACCACAAUCUGACCAGUGCCCAGGUGGAGGCAGUGGCUCCAUCCACUCCCGUUUCGGAUGUCCCAUUGGCCGUUAAGUGCUACAGCAGGUGUCUGAUUGCGGAUUAUUUCGGCGAUGAUGGGAAAAUCGAUCUGCAGAGGGUGGGAAAGCGAGGCUCUAAAGCGGACCACGUUAUUUUGGCUCAGUGUAAGCAGCAGUUCGAUGACGUCGCCAGUCUGGACACAUGCGACUAUCCAUACCUGAUUCUGCAGUGCUAUUUCAAGGGCCAGCAGAGCGGAAUCGCCUCGUAAUUACCCAGUCAACAAAAUGAUAAAUCAACCGCCUUGCGAUGGCAAUUACACGCGAUUGUGCUUAGUGUAAGAGCAUGAUUUCCAUAAUUAUUUGUAUACACUGAUUAAUAUUUUUAUGAAAGCAAAAAAGUAGACAUUUAUUGUUUUAAGUUUAGCUGGUUUUUAUUGAUUUGUUCGUUUAAAGUGACACACAACUGGUGGAAAUAAUGCAGUAAUAACUCAAUCGGAGUCUAAUUAUCAGAAAAUGUGCAAAUAAAUAACAGAAAAUUUAAG
This is a messenger RNA of Drosophila santomea, 664 nucleotides long. RefSeq lists its product as uncharacterized. NCBI's taxonomy places the organism in Eukaryota, Metazoa, Arthropoda, Insecta, Diptera, Drosophilidae. Bases 8 to 391 code for a protein of 127 amino acids. The record is from RefSeq and is a predicted model, not a curated record. The transcript is spliced from 3 exons. Gene Ontology annotation, molecular function: odorant binding.